UCUUGACCUAAUCCGGUGAGAGAUCUGUUAGUACCUGGAGAUAGUGAGUUUGUUAUUGUGGAAUCGUUAUGGCAUCUUCUGACGAGCUACCAAAUUUCUCUGGUUAUUGGAAGCUGACCAAAAAUGAUGAAAAUUUUGAGAAGUAUCUUCAAGCCAAUGGAGUGAACUUCAUGUUAAGGAAGGUCAUCAAAUCUGCCACUGUGUAUCAAGACAUCGAACAGGAUGGUGAUCAAUUCAAGAUCAAGAUCAUAUUGCCGGUUGCUACUCAAGAAUUGUCAUUCACAGUAGGUGAAGCUUUCGAGACCUACAAUAGCUUCCGGAAAGUGACCUUAAAAAGAAUAGCAAACUGGGAUGGGCAAGCAUUAAUCAUCAAGUCAUCUGACCCUGCAUCAGAUGAACCGGAAGAAAAACGUGAGCUCGAAGAUGGAUUCCUGUACCUUACUCUGACUAAAGGGGACGUUACAACUAAGAGAACUUUUGAAAAGGCAGUUAAAAAAUAACUUUGACCUGUAUAAGGUAUUACAAAUGGCUGCAAUAUAAAUAAAGUUACGAGACUUAAUGAAAUAAAAGACCUGUACAUUUUUUCAGAAAUAACAUUGUCUUGAAUAAGACAUAAAAGUCUGAUUAAUUAAUAAAUGCUCAUAAAAACAGUACCAUCAAGAUUUGAAUGAGAAUCAAGGCAUUUGGAAUAUUAAUCAUCUAAUCAAUCUAUCCUCUCCCUUAUAAAGGUAAUGCUUUGAUCAGAAUAACAUGGUGAAAAUGUUAGCAGUCUUAUUGAAAAUCAAGUUAAUUAGGAGCUAAGCUCGAGUGAGCAACUUACGCCAACUUCAAAAAAGAAUUCCAACUUUUACGUUUAAUGUUCUAUCAACUAUAUAUUUUAGAAUUUCUUGCGCGAUGACAUGAUAAAAUGAAUGAAUUUAUGGAGCUUACAUCAUUCUCUGUCAAUGUUCAUAUGGCGAAAUGUGUGAGAAAACAAGCGAUGAGGAUCAACAACAGAAAAAGGUGCGAGAGAAAACGAAUUCGUAAAAAUAAGUUCAAGAAAAUACAUGACACUUAAUUUGGGCCAGGGGCGGCGGAACGUAUUUCCGUGGGGGGAGGGGGACAAAGCCAAAGAGAAUAUCAUCUGUGUGAAGAAGUGUGUUUUGUAGUGAUUAUGUUGAGCAAAGUUUUUCUGAUUGAUAAGACAUAUUACACGAGUAAGAAAUGUGUGCUAUUCAAACCUGAAAACUGGACAUUCCAUACCUUAAACAAUUAUUGAUGCGAAGCGCGAGCCAAAAAUUUUGAGAUUUUCUAACCUAAAAUGUAU
This is a messenger RNA of Lytechinus variegatus (green sea urchin), 1306 nucleotides long. RefSeq names its product cellular retinoic acid-binding protein 1-like. The coding region runs from base 69 to 500 and encodes 143 amino acids. Gene Ontology annotation, molecular function: fatty acid binding. The record is from RefSeq and is a predicted model, not a curated record. Gene Ontology annotation, cellular component: cytosol; nucleus. NCBI's taxonomy places the organism in Eukaryota, Metazoa, Echinodermata, Echinoidea, Temnopleuroida, Toxopneustidae. Gene Ontology annotation, biological process: fatty acid transport. The transcript is spliced from 3 exons.